Hypomesus transpacificus is the source of this 4153-nucleotide messenger RNA. It is a transcript of the gene stc1, whose product is annotated as stanniocalcin 1. Gene Ontology annotation, cellular component: extracellular region. The coding region runs from base 187 to 960 and encodes 257 amino acids. The transcript is spliced from 4 exons. Lineage: Eukaryota; Metazoa; Chordata; Actinopteri; Osmeriformes; Osmeridae. Gene Ontology annotation, biological process: intracellular calcium ion homeostasis. Gene Ontology annotation, molecular function: hormone activity. The record is from RefSeq and is a predicted model, not a curated record.
AAGAACUCAGUGAGCUGUGUGGUCCAAUAUUGAGGCUUAGCCGCAUUGACAAGUCUUCUGCCUAUCUGAAGUAGAAUCAUUACAUGUUGAGACCCCGGUGUCGUACGUCAUUAGAUAUAUUUUAACUAUUAGUUUAAAGAAACGCUCUUCUUAAUAUUUUUCUGGAUCGGCUGUGAUACAGAAGCGAUGCAUCUAAGGACUGGACUUCUUCUUGUGAUGGUGCUAACAGCAUCUGCAUAUGAACUGGAUCAAAACGAGUCAUAUUCACCAAGAAGAGCACGCUUUUCUGCAAAUAGCCCCUCAGACGUGGCCCGCUGCUUGAACAGUGCCCUCCAGGUAGGCUGUGGGACUUUUGCCUGUCUGGAGAACUCCACGUGCGACACAGAUGGCAUGCACGACAUCUGCAAGUCCUUCCUCUACAGCGCUGCUAAGUUCGAUACUCAGGGUAAAGCCUUCGUGAAGGAGAGCCUUAAGUGCAUCGCAAACGGCAUCACCUCCAGAUUGUUCCCCUCAAUACGGCGAUGCUCCACCUUCCAGAGGAUGAUCUCCGAGGUGCAGGAGGAUUGUUACAGCAAGCUGGACAUCUGCACUGUGGCCAGGGCUAAUCCUGAUGCUAUAGGAGAAGUGGCACAGAUCCCCAGUCACUUCCCAAACAGGUUCUAUGGGAAGCUCCUGCAGAGCCUGAUGGACUGUGACGAGGAGACGGUGGACCUGGUGCGAGAAAGCAUGGUGUCCAGACUGGGCCCGGAGAUGACCAUGCUGUUCCAGCUGCUACAGAGCAAGCCCUGCCCCUCAGCUGAGGGGGAGGCCCCCUCAGCUGCUGCCGCCGCCGCCGCUUCGCCUGGGGCGGAACCCGCCGGAAACUGGCGCUGGUCCAUGUACAAGAUCCAGCCUAAUCUACGGAACAGAGACUCUGCCAGUCACUUUGGCAAGAAGCGCCCUGCUGGUGACAGCUCCUAACUGUCCCAUCUGACGCUCACAAACACCCUCCUCCAAAACCCUUAAAACAGAAAAGGGGGGGUCUAUUCUCCAGGGUGUUCCAUUCCAUUAUCAAAUGACAGAAUAUUAUGCACUUCUAGAGAGUAUCCAACAAGAAUAUUUGUUCAGAUUUCUUUUUUUUAUUGUUGUUGGAUAUAUAGUUAUAUUAUCUCCUCCCACCCCUCACCUAAACUAUCUCUUAAACCGUAGACUUUUAUUGAAUAUGGUCCAAUAUUAACACUUUACAAGCAUUGUUUGAGACCAACACAUCCAUAAUCCCCAGCACAAACCUGCCUGACAGGAUCUCUACAGCACAAGUGGUCCCCAGUUUGAGGAAAAGAACUUGCAGGAUACAGACAUCCAUCCAUAAAUAGAAUAUGAGUUCAUCAAUUCAGUUUCUCUAUAGAAAAUGUAUUGUGACCAUUGAAUAAUUACUGUUAGAUGUGAUCAGAUAUUUUAUUACGUUCUGUAUGAUGAGACCAGCUAUAGUGAGCAUGUGAUGUUGAAAUGUGUGUCUCAAAUUUAUGGUCUGGACACACCAGAUUAUUUUAUGUGUAUAUAUUUAUCUGAGACAGCCAUAGUGAGAUCCUCAGAAGGAACUUGAAACUAGCAUUGACGCCAACACACACACGCACCAAGUCUGGAGCGUGUGCUGAGUUCUCAGGCCCUCAUGUGUCCUGGGUUCCAAUUGGCCUCAUCCAAUACAAAAAAACUAUUUAUCAACAUUUCUAGGACUAUGCCAAAUCUGUAAGUGGACAGCAGUCCCCCUCAGAGAUGAGUAAGGAGUUGAGCUAGGCCUGUGCCUGAGACGAUGUAUGGUAGUCACGUUAUUCUCAUUUGAAACAAUGGUGUGGUCUACAUUUAUGAGCAGGAUACAGGCUGACAAGAGAAGUUACCUUCUCGGACUGUUGAACUACAUUCUCCUGGGCAAAACUGACAUGGAGGGGAUGAAUAUACACACUGACUUCCAGUGUUGAGAUUGACUAUUUAAUAAGUCUUGCUGGUAUAAUAUUGAUAUUUAUUUUCCUACUACAUAUUAUUUAAAAAUGUAUUUUGUGAUGUUGUCAUAGUUUUAGUUAGUUUGCAGAUAUACAGUUUUAAAAUAAGUCCAUUUUGAUAAUGGCUCCUAUGUUUGAAUAGGGGUUUAAUAUCAAAUAGAUGAAUUGUCACUCCUCUAUGCGAUCCUCUCUGCUGAUUGAAUAGGACCUGUGUCAAGACCCUGUGCUGGCCAUAGGGGAACAACCUGGUCAUUAACCCCAAGUGAUCUUCUUUAAGAGCGUUAGAUGAGAACACAGCAACACACAGUUAGGACAGUUUGUCUUUUAUUAGAAGAAAAUCUAACGAGGAAAUUAGUUGAGCGCAUCCUCAGUGUAACAUACAACACGUUCAAAAAUCCAGUCAUCUUUUAUGGUUUAUUCUUAUGAAAUAGUCCGUAAGUGCUUCAUUGAAAAGAGGAUGAGCUAGACUUUGGAAGUGUGUAUUUGCACAUCGUUUAUAUUUGGGCUGAGGAGGAGCUUUCAGAGGCCAACAUUACGGAAAGGAUCAGAGAAUUUAGUGCAAAGACAUGCAUUGGUUUUUCGAUACGAAAUGAUAAACAGCGUUCAGAAUUCAUAAACUAUGCAAUAAUAUUUCACAAAGACGAUUCACAGUUAAAUAGAACCUUGCCCCUUUGUUGCAUCUAGUGUCAGAUGUUGCCAUUUGAAUCGGGCAGUAGCCUGUUUAUCCCCAUAGCAACAGUGUUGUCUGCUGGACAUACAACCUAAAUUUCCUGUUCUUUCGCUUGUUUUGUUGCUGUUGUCUAAUUUUGUUGUGGUUUCAUUUUGAAUUUUCUUUUUUCCUGUGAAUAUGAUAAAACCUUGCUCUUUGUAGUAACGUGGUGCAGAGGGGAAAAGAGAAAAGUUUAAAACAAAUAACUCAGAUAUCCAAGGACUGUAUUCACACUGUAGUAUAUCAAGUUAAAUAUGCACUUUGCAUCUUAUGACCUCUAUAAAAGGGCAUUGAAACAUUCAGCACUUGUUAAACGUAAACAUGUAUUUUAUUUACCCAAUAGUCAGAUAUUAUUAGUUGAAAUAUUUUUGCAUUCUAAAGAGCUGGGGCUAUUACCGGUGUAUGUACUGUUCCUAUGUCUGUGUUGACCCUGAGUGAAUCCAGAACCAAAUAUUUGCUGCUAAACAAGCUUAUUUCCUUAUAUGAGACUGUCCACCCAACAUACUGUAUGUCCCCACCUAAUUCUACAAUGUAAUCUAUUUCCAGUAUCUACCAAUGUCAGAGAUAUACAUUAUGUUUCCACAAAUCGAUCUAAUACUGUAUUUUUUUUUACUCUAUCAUCCAGUGUCCCUGUAUUUUUUUUGCUUUUGUUUCUGAAUAAUGUCAUCAGUGAUUGAUUUACCAAGGGCAUUUUUUUUUUUGGUUUCAAAUCCAAGGUCUGGGUAACUUCAAAGAAUGUACCUUAUUAUGAAUGUCUGGUGUAUUGCAGAUAUGCCCUCACCCAGAAGGUUCAGCAGUGGAGAUCAGGACUGUGUGAGUCAGCACUGUUGGGUUGUAUGAAAUCUUGAGACAAAGCUUUUGAAAAGAUAAAUCAGUUUUUAAAUUUAGGUCGUUCAGUUCGAUUCAGUUGAAUGUUAGUUAGAUGUCCGCAUUGUGGUGCUCUAGGGAGAUGGGACAGUAGUGGUUAAAUGUACUCAUGCUAAAUGCAUAAAUGUACUCAUGGCAAAAUCUGUGACAUCAGCAACUAAGGUUUCCUGUCACACCCCAGACUUAUAUAACAGAGGGGCAAAUAGGCUCCCUGAACUCUGGAACUCCAAGGUACUCUUUCCUCUUAAGACUUGAAAUAUGAAUAUAUACGUGUGUGUGUAUGUAUGUUUCAGUACUCUGCCAGAAUAUACGCUUCUCCGAUCACGAGGAGUAUUUCGAUGCUAAUGAACCCUGUGUGGUUACUUUGCUCUCAAACUCAAAUGCAAUCAAGCAACUUAGGAAUCUGAGGCUGAUGUUUCCAGACACAGUAUAGCUCUGAUACGCAUGAUCGAUCCUUGUGAAUCACUUGCACUUUAAACAUACCCAUCUUCUUAUACACCCGUACUGUAUAUGUGUAUGGGCUUUUCUCUGUUCGGAAAACCUAUGAAAGAUACAAAUGUAUCAACUCAGUGUCUUUUGCUGACAAGAAAUAAAAUAUCAU